CACCACCACCACAACCAGCACCACAACCACCACCACCACCACAAUCAACACCACCACAACCAGCACCACCACCACAACCAGCACCACCACCACAACUAGCACCGCCACAACCAGCACCACCACCACAACCAGCACCACCACCACAACCAGCACCACCACCACAACCACCACCACCACAACCAGCACCACCGCCACCACCACCAGGAGCAGUAACAGCGCAAGCUCGCCUCCCGAGACGCGCCAACAGGCGCACGAGCCGAGCGAACCGAGCCGAACCCGACCCGAACCCGUGCCGAACCCGAGCCGAACCCGAGCCGAGCCCGAGCCUCUCCCAUUCCGCAGGAGCUCUCCGGCCUCCUCGGGAACCUGCCGAUGAUGCGUGCUGAGCGGCCUCGCCAUGGGGCUGUGUGACCGGGGAGUCCAGACGCUCUUCACGACCGGCGGCGCAUUCGCUGCCUUCGGCCUCAUGAGCAUCGCCGUAGGUACGGACUUUUGGCUCUACUCGCGGGGCAACUGCCGCAGCAAGGGCGGAGCCGGCGAGAACGACACCAGUGUGAAGAACGAGGAGGUGAUGACCCACUCGGGGUUGUGGAGGACCUGCUGCCUUGAAGGCUCCUUCAAGGGGAUGUGCAAGAAGAUCGAUCACCUCCCAGACGACACGGAGAUGGAGGCCGACUCUGCCGAGUACCUGCUACGCGUGGUGCGAGCUUCCAGCGUCUUCCCCAUCCUCAGCGUGACCCUGUUGCUCUUCGGGGGGCUCAGCAUCGCCGCCAGUCGCUUCUACAAGUCCAAGAACAACGUCGUCCUCAGCGCCGGAAUAUUUUUCGUGUCGGCAGGCCUGAGCAACAUCAUCGGCAUCAUCGUCUACAUCUCGGCCAACGUGGGCGACCCCAACCAGAGCCAGUCCAAGAAGAACAGCUACUCGUACGGCUGGUCCUUCUACUUCGGCGCGCUCUCCUUCGUCGUCGCCGAGAUGGUCGGCGUCCUCGCCGUGCGCAUCUACAUCGACAACCACCGGCUGGAGCGGGCGCGCUUCCGCCCCGACUUCCUCAAGAGGUCCACCGUGGCGCGCCUGCCCAGCUACGUCUACCGCUACCGCAGGCGCUCCCGCUCCAGCUCGCGCUCCAGCGACGACGAAGGCGGCGAAGGCGACGGCCCGGCAGCCGCGGCCGCUCGCUCCGACGACGACGACGACGACCGGACCGCCGCUCUCAAGGGCUACGUGACUCCCCCGCACCAUCCUCUCCAUCCUCCGCCGGUGGCGUUGACGCUGUCGCAUUCCCAGCAGCUGCAGCAGCAGCAGCAGUCCGCCAACGACAUGGCCAUGUACGCGCUCGCCAACAGGGACGGUGUGGGCAAGGGCAUCCUGGGACCCGCGUCCUACCUCAGCUCGUCCGAGCGGCUGGCGGCUGAGGCCGGCUUCCUGCACGUCCACAACUGCGUCCACAAAGAGCUGCCGGAGGGCCUGCUGAGCAGCAGCCUGGCCAACAGGAGGACCACGCCGGUGUGAUCGUCCGCGCUGAUGAGAGCUGCUGGCGGAGAGCGGCGGCGUUGUUGGUUUUUUUGUUCUUUUGAGCUGGGGGCGCCCCCCCCCCUUCACCUCCAACCUCUCUGUUGUCAAAUGCUGAGCUGCGAGGUGGUCCGGUAGAACGGGGCCCCCCCAGGUCAUGUGACACCGUCAUGGAGCUGAGCGGUGUGGAUAGUUACUCAUUCAUCACCCCCCACCACCACCACGCUUCGAGGGCCCUCCCCUCUCUCCCUCACCUCUGUCCCCCCCCUCCCUCCCAUCUCCCCCUCCUCCCUCCCCUCUCUCUCUCCCCUCUCUCCCUCCCUCCCCUCUCUCCCUCCCUUCACUCCCUCCCU
Messenger RNA from Lethenteron reissneri (Far Eastern brook lamprey), 1863 nucleotides. RefSeq names its product voltage-dependent calcium channel gamma-2 subunit-like. Gene Ontology annotation, biological process: positive regulation of synaptic transmission, glutamatergic; postsynaptic neurotransmitter receptor diffusion trapping; regulation of AMPA receptor activity. The record is from RefSeq and is a predicted model, not a curated record. NCBI's taxonomy places the organism in Eukaryota, Metazoa, Chordata, Hyperoartia, Petromyzontiformes, Petromyzontidae. Gene Ontology annotation, cellular component: AMPA glutamate receptor complex; postsynaptic density membrane. Gene Ontology annotation, molecular function: voltage-gated calcium channel activity; channel regulator activity.